GCGCCGCCGACAUGCUGGUGCACGGAGUGACGCUGCGCUUCGACCGUGUGGCCCCGCCCACUUUCCUGCAGCGCCUCCCGGAGCUGCGGAGACGCAUCGCUGCUGCCAUGGCGACCGCGCGGCCCGAGCUCCUGCACGUGCUCAGUGUGCAGCCGGUGGAGACGGGCCAGCUGGACCUGCUGGUCGCUGUGGAGACGCCCGAGGGAGGGUUCUACAAGGCAGCGUACGUCUCACAGAAGCUAGCAGGAGCACGCAGAAGCCUUGACCAGGUCCUGCGUGUGUCAGCGGUGCUGGAUAAGAACUGCUCUGCGCUGGAUUGUCGUGAGUCGGCGUGUGAGCAGCGUUUGGAGCUGGACUCCCACAACAUGCAGACACACUCCACACACACACUCAGCUACGUCACCCCGCGCUUCAUACGACACACACGCUGCAUCUGCACCGAUGGUAGCUGUGGUGAUGACGAGGGUGUGUGUGCGGGUGUGUGUCCAGUGGACAUGCGUUGUGUCGGAACCUUCGGCUCCAGUGGACCAUACACCUGCCAGUGUCCCCCUGGCAAACUAGGAGAGUGCGCAGGUCAUUCCUCUCUCAGUUUCCUAGGUAACAGCUUUAUCAAGUACAGCGUGUCAGAAGGUCUGAGGGGCCGAGGAGUCAUGAGGGUCAGUCUGCGAAUCAGAACCCUCCAGAGCCGGGGAGUCAUCAUGUACACAAACACACACGCCUGCACACAGCUGAAGCUGGAUCAGGGUGAGCUGUGGUUUCAGGUGGAUUGUGGGAGUGGUCUGCCACACCUCGGCAUCUCGGGGCGUCCAAUCAAUGAUGGGCGUUGGCAUCAUGUGACAGUGGAGCUUGGCGCGAACCACAGCAGCCUGUCAUUGGACGACACCUACGUGGAACAGAGGCGUGGCCCCCUCAGGCCACUCCCAUCCACUCCUGAUUGGUCGCUGGUGUUUGGGGCGGGUCCAGACGAGGGCGUGGCCCAAGGCCUGCAGGAGCGUCGUGAUAGGCUGCGCAGGCCGGCAGGGGCGGGGCCAGCGGUGGUGUCGGGGUUCCAGGGCUGCCUGGACGCGCUGCAGCUGAACGGACGAGAGCUCCCCCUGCAGGACAAGCGCAGCGCUGACGCCCGCGUGCUCAGCCACGCCAGCCUCGCCCUGGGGUGCACUCUGCGCCCCGACGCCUGCCAAGCACAGCCCUGCAGGAACGGAGCCAGCUGCAGCAGCCAGCCCAGCGGAGGGUUCUGGUGUACUUGCGCAGCGUUCUUCACGGGCCCCCGCUGUGAGGUGGAGAUGAGUGUGUGUGUUCCCAACCCCUGUAAGAACGGGGGCCAGUGCAAGGCCAUCGGCAACGCCUUCCUCUGUAGCUGCAGGAGAGGAUACACUGGGCUCACGUGUGAGGAGGAUGUGAACGAGUGUGAGGGGGAGGAGUGUGAGAACGGUGGCGUGUGUGUUAACACGUUCGGCUCCUUCUUCUGUAAUUGCACGCCGGGCUUCGUGGGUCGCCUGUGCAGACUGCGUCCCGUGCUGGUGCCUGACAUGCAGGCUGGCCACGCCUACCUGGGACGGGAGGAGCUGAUCGGCAUGGCGACGGUGCUGUUCCUCAUCGUGCUGCUGGUGCUGCUGUUCGUGGCGCUGCGCAAGCGUCUGUUCCGGAAGAGUCCGUCUCGUCUGGCGCUGGACCCUGCGGCCGCUGCCCUGCUGCACAAGACCAACGGAGCCUUCGCGCCGCCCACACACACGCUCACACACACACACACACUCACACACUCUGCUGGACUCUUUACCGAGGGGGCGGGGCCUCCACAGGUGCCUGUCAGGCCCAUGGCAUACACGCCCUGUUUCCAAGGCAACGAUGGAACGCGAGGAGUGAGCGGCGCCCUGGAGAAGGGGGCGGAGCUUACAGAGAUGACUACGUUCCACCCCUCAGAGGCGUCUCCACGGAUACUGGGCGGAAAGUAUCGCCAAGGGGCGUAUCGUGGUGCAGCUGUCAUGAACCUCCCACCCACCCCCCCCCUUGCCCUCCGACAAGCGACCCCUCAAGAGCCCUGGGACGCCACGCAGGGCGCCGCGAUGUGGCGGGUAGUGUGCGCAGGUACGCUACGCGGCGGCAAGAUGCGCUUGCGUAAAUGCCAGUACGGGUACCAGGUGUGUGCAGGUAAAGGAGAAGACGGGGGGUGUUUUGGAGGCAGCAACUCAGAGGUUCAAUCCCUUAGUUCCUUCCAGUCUGAUUCCUGUGACGACAACGCCUCCAUAGUGACAGUCAUUCGACUGGUUAAUGAUGCUGUCGACACUAUCGAAAAUGAAGUGUCUGUUAUGGACCAGAAUCAGACAUACAACAGAGUCUAUCACUGGGACACGUCUGAUUGGAUGCCAAGCUCACGCCUGCCGGAUAUUGAAGAAGUUUCAGCCUAUGAGAGUGCAGACACCUCAGUCACCAUGACGAUGGGUGUGGGGGCAGACUUAGAGACGGACUACUACCUGGGUGGGGCUUAUGACAUAGACAGUGAGACUCCACCUCCACAGGGGGAGGAGUUACACCUCUCUCCACCAAUCACCUCUGACCAUUAUGACAGCUCGCCUGCCAGUCAGCCGGUUUCCACGGACACCACUCUGAGCAGAGGGCAGAAGGCCCGCCCACAGUUCCAUCCCAGCCAAUACCUGCCUCCACACCAGCCGCCACUCACAGACGGGCCCAGCACAGGGGAGGAGCUUUGCACAUUUGUGGGCGGAGUUUUGGGAAGGCAGGACCUUGAGGAUCAGAUGUCAGUCAGGCUGUCAAUCAACGCCUCCUCAGCUUCCGAUGUCUCCGCCCCCUGUGUCUAUGGUGACUCGGAGACAGACAGUCUAGAAGAGUCACAACAACAGACUGAAGUGUGAUAGACAGACACACACACACACACACACACACACACACACACACACACACACACACUCUCAAGCGCACACACACACAAACACACACACACACAAACACUCAAACAUGCACAAACACACACAUAAUCAAGCGCACACAAACACACACACAAACAUUCAAACAUACACACACACACACACACACACAGACACACUAAUGAACUGCGGCCCCCCAAAUUCCUCUCUUAAUAAAUGGCAAAAAUUAAGUGGGUGUGGCCAACUGUUAAAGCACAGGAAGCGACUUUGGUCAUGUGACCUAGUCAUGUGACUGCAUGGCUGUGAGCAGUCCCCUGAGUGAAGAGUCCGAGGUGCAUGUGUGUGUGUGUGUGUGUGUGUGUGUGUGUGUGUGUGUGUGUGUGUGUGUGUGUAUGUGAGAGAUCACUGCCGUAUUUCUUAACAGCUAAAAGAGCAAUAUCACAUUUGAGCUUCAGAGAAAGAGAGAGAGAGAGGAGGAAGAAGAGAGAGAGAGAGAGAGAAAAGCAAUAUCACAUUUGAGCUUCAGAGAAAGAGAGAGAGAGAGAGGAGGAAGAAGAGAGAGAGAGAGAGAAAAGCAAUAUCACAUUUGAGCUUCAGAGAAAGAGAGAGAGAGAGAAAAAGAGAGAGAGAGAGAGAGAAAAGCAAUAUCACAUUUGAAAGAGAGAAAGGAGGAAGAAGUCAUCCUGGACAGGAGCUAUGCAAGUUGGUAUGUAUGUAUGUGUGUGUGUGUAUGUACUGUAUGUGUGUGUGUGUGUGUGUGUGUGUGUAUGUGAGGUAGCUAGCUGCUAGCUAGCCAGCUGAGCUGACGUUCACAAGUUCAGCUGUUCUGUCCUCAUCUUUCUUCUCUCUGUGCAGAAACUCCCUCAGAUAUCCAGUAAACUUGCAUAUCGUCUUUCAGAGUUUAUGCCAAUCCAAGUUUGAUGUAAGAUGAGUUAGAUAGCCUCAUAGCCUGUUUCAUUUGUAAAGAUAGUGGGCUACGCUAGGCUAGGCUACUAUGAACUAGAACUAAAAAGCCAGUUCAUAAUAGUAGCUUAGUCAACACUAUGUCAGUUUUAUCAACCGAAAAAAUAGUAAUCCAGAUUUCACUUGAAAAUCAGAGUAGCUCCCGAUGACAGGCCUACGUUAGCCAUGUUAGCUACGUUAGCUGCAGACGCAGACAGCUGCAGACAACACGGAACAGUUCGCUGGAAGGACCCGUAGCCCAGGCACUGCCAGCUUUGGAUGCAACUUCAUCUUUGCUAACAGCCCCUCAACUUCAUCUUCGCUAACAGCCCCUCACGUCGACUCGUCCAGGCACUUAGGCGCGUAUUUUGUUUGUUCCUGUAGGCUACUGCCUGUCAUGUUCAAUAAUGUGGUUAUGUAACCAUGUCACAUAACCAUAACCAUGUAGCCUGCGGAAGACUAGGCCUAGCACUAUUUAGGACUGAGUAGACUACGUUAGUCCAGCCAGAAAAUAGUCUUCAAACUCUUAAGCUUUAAUGGUCAUGCGUGUAUUAAGACGUGGUGUUAACUAAAAAGUUAGUGUCACAGUAUCUUACUUGAGGUCUAGGAUGUCGAUCACCUUGCACAAGGUUAUUUAAAAUACUCAAUGAAGCAAACUUGGAUUCAAUCGCAGGCGUAUCGCUAUUAGACUCCUACAUUUUUUGACUCCCAAAAUGGCAGUGUUAAUAUCUCCAUUCUGGUUGUUAUGGGAACAAUAAGCCAGAAUCCUCUAUACAAUUUGUAAUGUCAUCCUACUCCAGACCCUGUGAGAUUGGUGGUCAUCCUGAUUAGACUAGACAGCAGUGAGGGUAACGAUAGAAGGUAGAGAUGGGUAGCCUGAUGAUAAAGUUAUUCUUGCUAUUAUUUAAUUAAUUCUUAUGUUUCAUUUAUUUAUAGCACGUUGUAUUUUUAUGUUAUUUUGUUAACACACAUGUGCUUUUGCAACGCUGCUUUGUAGUCUUACUGGAAUUUAUGUCUGGUCACACGCCAUUUGGAUUUGAUAAUGGGUCAUUUUUUAACCCAGCCUGGAAGCUCCAAUUUACCCCGCUCACAAAAUUGAGGAUGUCAAAUGCUUCAAUUGCUGUUUUCUGUUUGUCUUUUAAAGUUAUUUCGCUAUUAAUAUCUCGUAUAACAGACGUGGUUCUCCAUUGGAAGCUGUUGUGUUGUAAACGAAAUCAACUCUAGCGCACUUACUUGGGAGUCUCAAUAAGUCGUCUCUAGCGAGCUUACUUGGGAGUCUCUGGGGUAAUAAGACGUCUCUAGCGGAGUCUCUGGGGUAAUAAGACGUCUCUAGCGGAGUCUCUGGGGUAAUAAGACGUCUCUAGCGGAGUCUCUGGGGUAAUAAGACGUCUCUAGCGGAGUCCCCCGUCCAGUCACAAUGUGUGUGUGUGUGUGUGAGUGAGUGUGUGUGUGAGUGAGUGUGUGUGUGUGUGAGUGAGAGAGACCUUGACCAUAGAGAGAAACAGAGAAAGAGAAAUGAAGGGAGGAAGAGGGGAUAGAGAGAGAGAGAGAGACUUAGAGGAAGAGAGGAAGGGGGGAUGGAGAGAGAGAGAGACUUAGAGGAAGAGAGGAAGGGGGGAUGGAGAGAGAGACUUGGAAGAGACUUGGAAGAGAGAAGCAUGUUGUCACAGGAGACUAGGGUGGAGUUAAACUCAGGCAGGAGUGUGUGUGGGUGUGGGUGUGUAUGUGUGAGAGAGAUUGUGUGUGUGUGUGUGUGAUAGGGGACUGCAUUGUGACGUUGCUGAUAGUGUAUAGUUGUGUUUCUUUAGACUGAUUGUACAGUGUAAAUAGACCCCAGAGCAGAGUUUAUACCAAUACAUCUGCAGGGAGGCACACACACACACACUCAUACAAAUACACACACUUGUACAGACACACACACACACACACUUACACUUAUACACACACACACACUUUCUCUGAUCCCUUUCUGAAUGCUUCCAGUAAGUUCUGUACUCUGAGGGCGUGUCGGGACAGAUCAAAUGUUUUUUAAACAGAAAUUAAAUAAACAGUUUAACUCAA
Molecule: messenger RNA, 5885 nt
Organism: Alosa alosa (allis shad)
Lineage: Eukaryota; Metazoa; Chordata; Actinopteri; Clupeiformes; Clupeidae
Gene: fat3a
Product: FAT atypical cadherin 3a
Exons: 12
Coding region: 12-2870 (952 amino acids)
Biological process (GO): heterophilic cell-cell adhesion; establishment or maintenance of epithelial cell apical/basal polarity
Cellular component (GO): plasma membrane; protein-containing complex
Molecular function (GO): calcium ion binding
Source: RefSeq, a predicted model, not a curated record